Oncorhynchus tshawytscha (Chinook salmon) is the source of this 3315-nucleotide messenger RNA. RefSeq names its product protein translocase subunit SecA. Gene Ontology annotation, biological process: protein import; protein targeting. Bases 409 to 3315 code for a protein of 968 amino acids. Gene Ontology annotation, cellular component: membrane. Gene Ontology annotation, molecular function: ATP binding; ABC-type protein transporter activity. Lineage: Eukaryota; Metazoa; Chordata; Actinopteri; Salmoniformes; Salmonidae. The transcript is spliced from 5 exons. The record is from RefSeq and is a predicted model, not a curated record.
UGUGCAGUGUCUCAAAGUUCACUGUGUUAGAGGUGUUUUUGGUCCUUAUUUUCACCUUCUCAGAGCGCUGACUGAACACAGAGAAGAGGGAAGGCAGAGGAAAAGAUUCUGAAUAAUGGGGGCCUCUGUGUCUAUAAGGAACCAAACCCCAUACACUUGGCACUACGAACUUGUCGGAGACGGAGGUGGCUGUGGCACGUUGCAUGGCAUGGGUAGUGUACAAAGAAAACUCAACAUUAGGUGGAUCCAUUGCUACCUAAAGUUAAGAUAUGACAAUCACAGUAACAAUUCCUUCUCAUAUGAGUUCAACAGUCACAAGCAGAACGGGAGUCAAACAUUCACUAUUAUAGAAACCAGUGGCCGUUCACUCAUUCAGCUGUUGUGCGACACAGAGUCUAAUAGUCCAACAUGUCCAAACUAUGGGAAGCAAGAGGAAGACCGUAUCCGGCAGCAGCAGGAGGAGAUGGAGCGGCGAAGACAGGAGGAGCAACGACUACGACAGCAGGAGGAGAGGAGGCGCCAGGAGCAACUGGAGAGGGAGAGGGCGAUCCAGCAAGAAAUCGAAAGGGAGAGCGAACUUUGGGUAAGAAGAUGUCAAAGGGACGAGAAAAGCUGAGACAGAAGCUGAGACUAAAAGGACAACAGCGCCAUCACCAGCGUACACAGGUACUACACCAGAUGAUAGAAGAUGACGCUGCAGCAAUCAGAAGGGAUGAGCCAUGGGACUUGAAAAAUAAGUUUGAAGAUCUUCUGAAGAAAUACGAGAUCACUGAAGACAAAGGCAUGCAGGAGGACAAACUUGAAAACAGAAUGAAAACUCUUCAGAAUGAACUAACCCUUAAAUACUUUGGAGAGCCUCAACUGUCAAUCUGGUGUCAGUUGACCAUAGAUCGUGCUAUCAGCCAAGGAGAGCAAUCGCUCACUGAGCAGUUUAGCAUCCUCACGGCUGUGACAGAGCUAACGUUGACCAAUGACUCGGACACAGACAGUAAAGAGGACCAACUACUUGACUGGGACCAGAAGUGUGACUUUCUCAUCCGUCUUCUUGAACAGCUGUACAGCACAAAUCCCACAGUGGCUCAACAACUUGUUCUGAGCAUUCUUGAUGUGUUCACAGAGGUGUCAGAGAAAAACAAGGGGCUCCUUAGUCAAAUUCUCUUCAACAUGAUCUGGACACCUGCAGAAAUUCUGCUCUUUUUGCGAGGUGUUUCAGGCAUAAACCAAGAGUUAGCAACCUCAAUCCUUCAUACUGUGAGGACAAACAAGCUGGAUCUUCUCUCUACUCUCUCUGCCUUGAAAGGUAAAGACCCUGUCAACUCUCUACAAUGGUAUGCUGAGGCAGAAGGGAACAAGGAUGCCGACACCAUUGUGAAUGAAAUGCAAAAUGAAAAGUACCCAGAGAAAAUAUUGUCCAUAAUGAAGGAAAUUCUAGGAUAUAUGACAGAGGAACUUCCAAAACAUGCAAAGGAGGACUUGGAUCAGGUAAAGAUAGAGGAAGCAAAGCAGAUGAUCAAGUCACUGGAUUUUACUAACCCUGACCUUGCUGUUCUCAAGGAGGUCCUAAUAAGGAUGUCUAUUGCUGUGCAAGACUGCUCAACCAUUUACACUCAAAACGGUAAAAACAUAGAAGGCUACUUUCCUAGCAUCACUCCGCUGGAAUCACUGCACACUGCUGAGAAAAUAGAAGGCUACUUUCCCCGACUCACUCAGUUGGCAUCACUGCUCAUGCUCCUUCUACCAAAGUUAACAGGGAAAAAAGGUAUCCUUCUGGAAAUCGGCACAGGUGAAGGAAAAUCUUGCAUCUUGGCUAUGUUUGCCACCAUCCAGGCCAUCCGUGGCACUAAGGUUGACGUUGUGACCAGUUCUCCAGUCCUUGCUCGCCGAGACCAAGAGGAGUGGAAGAAACUGUAUGACAUGUUUGGUGUCACAUCCUCUGUUGUGCCACCACCACAGAUACAGGGAAGCUCCCCUGAAAGCAGGGAUAGUAUGCUACAGGAGGCUUACAGGAAACAAUUAGUUUACGGAACCGUUGCCAGCUUUGCAGCAGACGCAUUGAGGCAGGAAUUCGAGAAGGACACCACACGUGGGGAGAGGAGGUUCGACAUGGUGAUUGUGGAUGAAGUGGACUACAUGACCUUGGACAAUGGAGUUCAGGUGACGUUUCUAUCCCACGAGGCAAGUGGCCUGAGGCACCUCGGACAAGUCCUUGCUAGCAUAUGGGCCAUGGUAUCUAUGUGUCAGCCAAUUGAGAUGGAAGAUACUGGAGAGAUUGAGUGGGCAACUGGAAUCCAGCAUUUUCACAAGGCUGCAAAGUUAGCUGUUAUCGGUCCAGCGACAUCUAAAGAAUUCUCUGAAUUUCACAUUUUGGAAGCCGGAGUGGAGUUGGGUAUCUAUUCAGAUGAAGAUUUUGAUAUGUUCAUGCAUGCUCUAGAGAACACAGAGAAUGACGAUACAACGGAGAACAGGAUAACUGUUGAUACAUUCUUGGCCAAAGUUGGAAUUACUCAACAGUGUGAUCUGCUCACCAUCAUGGAGAAAGCACUGGAGAAUGAUGUGGCCAUUGACUGUUACUCUGUGACAAACAAUAAAGCCGUGCUGGUUGAGGAGAAAAAGUUGCACAACAACCCUGAUAUCCUGGAAAUCAAAAUGCUUCUCCUCGAGAAUGGACGAGCCAGCGAGAUCAUACCUGAAGACAAACUCAUUAAGGCAACAGUCUCUGAGCUGAAGUCUAAAAUCAAAUAUUCUGGCAGCUCUCAGUCAAACUCAGAGUUUCUUGUGAUCCCCUCUUUCCUUGAGAAGUACCUUGAGAAUCAGUUACCAGUCUUUGUGGAAAACGCCCUGAAAGCCAUCAUGAUGACACAAGGCAGAGAGUACAUGAUUGAUCAGACCUUGGAAGCUGUCGGAGACAAGCAUCACUACCAUGCUAUCAUCCCAGUGGACUUCCAGGCCAGUGGAGUGUUGGAGAAGAACAAACGCUGGGGGGACGGCCUGCAGCAGUUUCUGGAGAUGAAACACCAGCUGGCAACCACUACUUUGUCCAAUGUGACUAAUUACCUUUCAAACUUCCAUUACUUUCAAAAGUACCUGAAAGGGAAUGGGAUAUUUGGUGUGUCUGGGACAUUAGGGGGUGAUGCCGACAAAGAUUUCCUUGCAAGGCAUUAUGAAACAGACAGCUACAUAAUACCAGCUCAUCGCCAUAAGAAGGUUGUUGAGCUUCCAGCAAUUCAGGUCAAUGGGCAAGCCCAGUGGAUGGAGAUCCUCUGUAAGACAGCAAUGAGGGUGGCAGAAAGUGGUCAGGUUGUCUUGGUCAUGUGA